Cladophialophora bantiana CBS 173.52 is the source of this 1773-nucleotide messenger RNA. RefSeq lists its product as uncharacterized. Gene Ontology annotation, biological process: regulation of transcription by RNA polymerase II. The transcript is spliced from 2 exons. The record is from RefSeq and is a predicted model, not a curated record. Bases 1 to 1773 code for a protein of 590 amino acids. Gene Ontology annotation, molecular function: RNA polymerase II cis-regulatory region sequence-specific DNA binding; DNA-binding transcription factor activity, RNA polymerase II-specific. NCBI's taxonomy places the organism in Eukaryota, Fungi, Ascomycota, Eurotiomycetes, Chaetothyriales, Herpotrichiellaceae.
AUGGCAACCCAACAGAUCCAAUUCUACCAGUACCGGCCCGACUCGGACGCACGGCAUAAUGCUGUGUUCACACCCAUGCCAACAGAGCAGCCUGCGUAUAGCCCCAUGGCUGGGUAUCCUCACCAUCAACAACAGCCACAGCCACACCCGCCGCCGCCGCCGCAGCAGUAUAUGGUUCACCAAUACUGGCAAGCGCCUGCUCACUAUGCCCGAGGACACCCUCACGCCCACUACGUUCCUCAGCAGGUAUUGACUCCUCGGGCCUCUCCACCAUUGACGCUGGCCAUGCCUAUGCCCAAGAUCUUGCUGGAUAGCAACGGCCAUAUGGAGCAUGGACACUACCUUGAGAGCCGGCACUCUUCACCACCGACUCCAUGUCUCUCGGCCUGCCCCAGCACAGCCAGCAGUCCUCCAGCGAGCAGUGUGAACCAGACGCCCGUGCACGGCGCCGGGUACUUUAACCUGCCAAUUGAAGCAAGCAAGGAGGAAAUGCAGCCUCUGACUUUUCUAGAUGACUGGGCGGAGAACGGACAGGUGCACAUUUUCCCGCAUCCCGGCGAUGCCAAGGCGGCGCUUUUGCCCAGUAACUGCACCGACUCCUUUCACUCCGCUUCUACCACUUCCACAUCUACUACCGCCAACUUGAGCAGCUGCCCUUCACCUUCUUUAGCCCCCGCGUCUCCUCAAUCUCAAGUCUCACCCGCGGCCUAUCCUGUAGCGGAAUUUGUCAACCUCCGAGAUUUGACAUCGAUUUCGCUUGAACCCGUCAUUUCUGCGCCUGUUCAGAGUUUCCCUCCUUUGCCUACUUUGUCUGCCGAAGACGACGAGCACAAGUUUGCCCUCGGAAACCCGACCUUCCCCGUCACUCCCGAGCAUGAAACUGCCGAUCCAUUCACUCUCGUCGAGAAUCCUUCAUUUGAAACCUCUUUCUGCACCGAGUUGGACUCGGAAGACGAAUUCAGCUUCGUCAACUUUACCGACCCGGAGAUUGCCUACAACGGCGACAAGAGGCUGAAAUUGUCGAUUGGUGAAGAGGAGGACUUCCUCAGCGUACACAGUUUUGGCAGCUUUGAUGAGGACGACCACGCUGCCCACGCCGGCCUGCUCUCUCCUGCCUCGUCCUCCGAUUCAGGCUCGUGCUGCGCACCCAAGAAGAAGGCUCAGCGCAAGAUGAAGCGCAACGGCUCGACCGACAGUGAUUUGGAAUUCCAAACCUUCACUCAGUCGGAUGCCCACAUCAACAGCCAUGCCGACGGUCAAAGCACUUCCGAGGCCACCCCUCAGGAACAGCAAAGCACCAACGAGGACAACAGUGGUUCUGCCAACGCCGAUGGCUCUACCCCAUCGCAAGCUCCUGCCAACCGCCGUGGACGAAAGCAAUCCUUGACCGAGGAUCCCUCCAAAACAUUCGUGUGCACCCUCUGCUCUCGUCGCUUCCGUCGACAGGAGCACCUGAAGCGUCACUACCGCUCUCUGCAUACACAGGACAAGCCAUUUGAGUGCAAUGAGUGUGGCAAGAAGUUUUCCCGCUCCGAUAAUCUUGCCCAACAUGCCCGUACUCAUGGCAGCGGUGCCAUCGUCAUGGGUGUACUCGAGAACGGCGAGCUCCAACCUCAUCAGCCUUACGAUGAGGAAAUGGGCCACGCUCUCUACGAGGCGGCACAACGAGCUGCCAUGGCUUCUUCGUCCAGCAGCAGCAGUGGGUCCGAAGCGUCGUCCUCUGGAGAAAGCAAGCGUGCCCUGAAGAAGAGGAAGCGAGAUGAAUCCCUGUAA